Messenger RNA from Penicillium nucicola, 1980 nucleotides. Its product is annotated as phosphate-sensing transcription factor PHO4. The coding region runs from base 1 to 1980 and encodes 659 amino acids. The transcript is spliced from 3 exons. The record is from RefSeq and is a predicted model, not a curated record. Gene Ontology annotation, molecular function: protein dimerization activity. Lineage: Eukaryota; Fungi; Ascomycota; Eurotiomycetes; Eurotiales; Aspergillaceae.
AUGGACCAGCCAGCCAUGUCGUGGCCGGAGCAACUCCAUGAGAAUACGCUCAUGGCCGCGCCCGAGGAUGAGUUUUCCAACUUCCUCGAGUUCAAUAUGCCGUUUCCCGACAUCGAAGGGCACGGACCAGUCAAUCUGCAACAUUCCCAGCAACAUUCCCUACCAACGACGUCGGCUCCUUCUGAGAUGGCCUACUCGCAGUCGCAUGCCGUGCAGUACCCCGGCAAAAUGGAGGGCAUGGCCAUGGAUUUCAGCCAUGAUCCCCAGGCGCAUUCGCACGUCAACCAGAUGGCGUACUCGGCCCCUGGGAUGACACCGGGCUUCUGCGCGCAAGAACCCUCACCCAUGUCGCAACCCACGCAUCAACAUUACAUGCAGGGCCAGACGAUGAUUCCUCCAACCCCGAACAGCAUUGAAAUGCAUGGAAAUGCUGCCCGCUAUUCGCAGCGCGUGGACGGGACCCCCGAGAUCUAUGAUAGAUAUGGGCGCAUUAAUGAAGAGCAGGCUCUUUACACCCCGCUCGUAUCUCCAGCCAUGACUCCGCUGGAAAACCAAUUUCGACUUCCCGAAUACACGAUUCCCGGCGAAUACUUUACACCGCUCACAUCUCCUGCUCUGGAGGCUCAAAAUGCCGAAUCCAACAGCUACCAAUUCCAUGCCAGACAAGUGUCGGAUGUGGGCUUCGUUCCUACGACCGCAGAAGUGAACCAGCUCCCUGAGACAUCAGCUCCUGGCUCUCCCAGCAUCAUUCGCAAGCCCAAUAACCGCCGACGCCCAUCAACGACCACUACCCGGCUGAACAAUGCACGGAAGGUCAAGCAGUCGCCCAACAUCCUGGCGCAACGCAAACGCAGCACAUUAGCGACAAAUUCAGAGGAGUUUUACAACAGCCUAACCCAGGAAUUAAAUUCCACGAAGCCGCAGAACCAGGAUAUCCGUUCUCUACAGAUUAGCAGCAAUGAAGGCUCUGGUCAAGAUUCGGUUUCCCCCGAACCAUUAUCAGAACCAUUGAUGCCACCCCCUGCUCUCCCUCCUCCUCGGAUGUCUCCCGCCAUUGCUCCCCAUGUUCCUUCGCCUGGCCUCGCUGCGACCCCUUCGCUUCUGAUGCGCCUCCAGAGGAACUCGCAUGCGCAGAGCACGUCGGGCUCUUUCGGUCAAGCCCAGCUUGCCGAGUCCGAUGUUCCAGAUGAGAUGAUGGAAGAUAUUUCUCUGCCAGAGGCGGCCACAUCUACUCAGCUGCGUCCGAAGAUCAACCGGAUUGAGACUGCCAUACGAACUCCCUCUUUAUCCACCAAUGGAACGCCAGCCUUGGAACCUCUGUCUGCUUCGCUUGCUCCCAGUCCCUGUACGACUGCAAUGCAAUCUCCCAGUGGACCGGUCCCGCGGAAAGAGUCCUCGAAAGCCUCUUCUCGGAAACGUCCAAGUUUGAGCUCCACACAUGCCAGCCCGCAGCUGCGCCCCAAGAUCAGCCCCAGCAUCCAGCCCCUCGUAAAAGGCGGCGAGGGUAUGUCCCAUGAUGCUCUUUACUUGGCAUCAAAGUCAAACUACCAGCACAUUCUUGAUGGCACUCUUCCGUCUGGAGUUUCCUACCCGGAGGCUCUGGCCGAGAACCUCAGUUCCAAGCGCACAAAUCACAAGCUUGCCGAGCAGGGCCGCCGGAAUCGGAUCAACAGUGCAUUGAAAGAGAUCGAGCUCCUCAUCCCGAAAGACUUCAUCGACGCACGAAACGCCAAGGAGACUGCAGAAUCCGGGAACAAGCCCGUCGACAAGGAGAAAGAAAAAGAAAAGGCCAAUCAAACCAUCAGCAAGGCCACCGCCGUAGAGAUGGCCAUUGACUACAUCAAAGCCCUGAAGAUGACCUUGGACGCAACCAGCGCCAAACUGGCAGUGGCGGAGGCCAAAUUAUCAGACGACUCGAAGGUCGCGGUCACAGGCGGGGCAUCAACUGCCCAAAAGGAGGAUGCAAGUGAAUCCAAGUGA